Messenger RNA from Syzygium oleosum, 2645 nucleotides. RefSeq lists its product as uncharacterized. The transcript is spliced from 6 exons. The coding region runs from base 1340 to 2293 and encodes 317 amino acids. The record is from RefSeq and is a predicted model, not a curated record. NCBI's taxonomy places the organism in Eukaryota, Viridiplantae, Streptophyta, Magnoliopsida, Myrtales, Myrtaceae.
UCAGUCAAAGUACCUGAAACCUUCAAGCAAGAACUGCAAAGAUUCUUACAAAAGUCACAAGAAGGGAGGGGAUAAAACUGUGAAUCUCUCUGCUUUUGACCGAUGCCAAGCGAUGCGGUUUCAUCUUUCUGAUCUUCUCUGCGUGCUGUCUGUGUGGAGAAGAAGACAAGGCAAAAAAGAAGGCCAGGAAAUCUGAUUCGUUACGCGGAAAUUCGGAUUUAAUUUAAUCAUCACCACCUUUUAAUUAAGUACCCAAGAUUUCAAACAUCACAUGCUUCUCCUUCUGCUCAAGCCAUAGACCAAGUCCCCAUCAAUCUCUCUAUCUUCCUCUCCCCUCUUGCGUAUCAUAUAGAGGUUGGACUAUCGAUGUGGGCGACGGAACGAGUCCCCCCGUAGAUAAAAAGGGAGAUAAAUUCCUGUUUUGGAGGCCUCGAUCUUUGUUGGGUUCGUGCAAAUCUUUCUGCUCUCUGCAAUUCUCUCAUUGCAGUUCGUAAAGGGCUCUGCUUUUUUGGUUUGGGUGCUUUCGCUGGAUAUUCGUGCGCCCCCAUUUCUCUUUGGUCUCAACUCUCGAGAUUUUCUUUUCCGUGGCAAAGAAAGAGAAAAGAGAAAUUCGGAUUCCUCUUUCGAUUCCUCUCGGUUUGCGCCUUUGUCCUCAUACGAGCGCCCUUAAAUAACGAACCACCAUUGUUUCCUGCAGAAAACCUGGGCUUCAGUUGAGACAGCGGGAGAAUUUCGUCGUUCCUCUCGAGACUUUCUCUGAAUUCCUGACCCUUUUUCGUCCUCCGUCUUUUGGUUUUUGAUUUGACGUGAAGGUUCUGACGUCGAAUCGUCACGACUGUAGAAACAGGGGACCUGUUUCUGUUUUCUGUUUCUUCAGUGUUGAUCAAGAGGAGGGCGAUUGAGUUUUCUUUAAGGUUAGUGAAAUAGCAGAGACAGAGGGAGAGGGAGAGAGAGAGAGAGAGAGAAGAACAAUCACUUCCUUGUAACAGUUGCGUUUGGCAAUUCCUUGGAUCGUUGUUUUCGGUUUUUUUUCUUCCCCUUCGUUUUUCCAUUUUCUUUUUUCGUCGUUUAAUUGCCAACGAAGAAGAGAAAGAAUCUUAGUUUCCUAAAAAAUAGCUGUCGGGAAGAGUCGAAAAAUAGUAUUUGCUCAUCAGACCCAUCUUUUUGGUCCGAUCAUUCUGUGAUUUUAAGAGGGAAUUAUUAGUAUCCCGAUAAUCCCUCCCUCCCCUUCCCAAAUCCCUCCUCUGUUUUUCCUCUGUUUCUCUCCAUUUUCAGGGUUUGGAGAGAGAAGUUGAUUUCAAGAAAAACCUCUCUCUCUCUCUCUCUCUUUCUGGAAAUUAUGGUCGUUGACAAGGACUCAAUGCAAUCAAAUCUGGUUUGCUUCCUCCGAUGCACAACACCAGUCGCGCAAUCCCAAUCCCUGCCCAAGAUUGAUAUCAGGAACCUUAAUCGUUUGUGGCACCCCUGGGAGAGGGAAAAGGUUGAGUAUUUCACAUUGGGUGAUCUCUGGCGUUGUUACGAUGAAUGGAGCGCCUAUGGGGCCGGUGUUCCGAUCGUCAUGAGCGGUGGAGAGACCUUAGUUCAGUACUAUGUGCCCUAUCUCUCGGCUAUUCAGAUCUUCACCAGCAGUUCCUACGUGAACAGGUUCAGGGAGGAGGCUGAUUCUGGGGAUUGUGAGACGAGGGACUCGUUCAGCGACUCCUGCAGCGAAGAGAGCGAGAGCGAGAAGCUAUCAAGGACGGACGGAUGUUCAUCUGAAGACAGCGGGUUCGAGCAAGACACGCUAUGGCAUCUGAAUGACAGAUUGGGCUACCUCUAUUUCCAGUACUUCGAAAGAUCAGCUCCUUAUGCGAGAGUCCCUUUGAUGGAUAAGAUCAAUGAACUCGCCAAGAAGUAUCCUGGUUUGAUGUCUUUGAGGAGUGUAGAUCUUUCUCCUGCUAGCUGGAUGUCAGUGGCUUGGUACCCAAUAUAUCAUAUUCCCAUGGGAAGGACCAUAAAGGACUUGUCCACUUGCUUCCUCACAUACCACACCCUUUCCUCUUCAUUUCAAGAUAUGGACCUUGAGGACGACGCCGAGUGUGCUCAGAGGAAGCGAAAGGAAGGAGAAGGCAUCAGCCUCCCUCCAUUUGGGCUGGCCACUUACAAGAUGCAGGGUAAUGUGUGGGUCUCGGGCAAGAGUGGCCGGGACCAGGAGAGGCUGAUGUCGCUGUUGAGCGUGGCAGAUUCGUGGCUAAAGCAGCUCCGGGUCCAGCACCAUGACUUCAACUACUUCAUGGGGAUUCGGCGUGGCUAAAGCACCAACUUGCGCGAAAAAAGUACUCCGGAGAGAUGUAGAAAUGACCAUGUAAAAGAGGCGGAGAUAAAAACAGAAGACCCUUUUUGAGGAUCAAACGUGUUAGGUUAACCGCGAUCUUACGAUGAGGUCGUGUUCGAGGAGGCUACUUUAGCUGCCCAAACCUAUGUGAGACAUGAACGUGAUGUUUGUUGAGUUCGAGGGUUGUGUUUGGUUUUUCGUUUCUAACCACUGUGUAGUGUCUAAGUAGUUUGUAGGCUUAAUUCCUGUGAUGCAGAGGGGGUUUGGAUCUGAGAAAUAGGAAAAAAAAAGUAGGAGAAUAGAAGGGUACUUUGAUCUCUGGCUUUGUGAA